Medioppia subpectinata is the source of this 10437-nucleotide messenger RNA. Lineage: Eukaryota; Metazoa; Arthropoda; Arachnida; Sarcoptiformes; Oppiidae. The record is from the annotation of a GenBank genome assembly.
UGUUGAGUGUUUUCGCGAACAUCAAUGAGGACACAAUGGUUGUCGAGAAGAUCAUGACCUCUCGAUUGGGCCAAAGAGAGCUGGAGUACGAACCCCACGAACUGUUGGGCACAGAACCCAAACCACAACACAUAGAAGUUGAGGAAUUCUACGUUAAAUAUAAGAAUUUAUCGUAUUUUCAUUGCGAAUGGAAAACAGAGGAGGAGUUGGAGAAAGGAGACCGACGUAUCGGACAGAAGAUUAAACGAUUUCGACAAAAGAAAGACACGUUAAAUAUGUUUGACUUUUUGGAUGAAGAGCCAUAUAAUCCCGAUUAUAUAGAAGUCGAUCGUAUUCUUGAUGUCAAUGAAAUCGAAGAGAUUAUUGAAACCAGAAAAGUGAAGCACUAUUUGGUCAAAUGGCGAGCUCUGGCCUAUGAGGACAGUACGUGGGAACUCGCAGACGAUUUGGAUCCCAUCAAAAUCGAACAGUUCUAUAAAUUCCGAAAACCUCCGCCAAAGAACGAAUGGAAACCAAAGAGAAGACCAAAACCGGCCGAUUGGAAGAAGAUUGAAGAGUCGCCCGUUUAUAAGGGAAACAAUACUCUUAGAGAAUAUCAAUUGGAAGGCCUUAAUUGGCUUAACUUCUGUUGGCAUAACAACCAAAACUGCAUUUUGGCCGAUGAGAUGGGUUUAGGAAAAACGAUUCAAUCGUUGGCUUUCGUGAACGAAGUGACAAACAGUGGAAUUCCUGGUCCUUACCUAAUAAUAGCUCCGCUCUCAACGAUCGGCAAUUGGCAGCGAGAGUUUGAGACGUGGACUGACCUCAAUGUGAUUACAUAUCACGGAAGUUCUGCCUCUCGUAAUAUGCUUCAGGAAUACGAAAUGUAUUACAAAAACGACAAAAAUGAGAGAAUCAAUGGAAUCUUCAAAUUCCAAGUUAUGAUCACUACUUUUGAAAUAGUAUUAACCGAUUGUCUAGAAUUACGAGAAAUCCAUUGGAGGGCUUGUAUUAUAGACGAAGCGCAUCGACUUAAGAACAGAAACUGCAAACUGUUAGAGGGUUUGCGUCUCUUAGACGUCGAGCAAAGGGUUCUUCUGACGGGAACUCCGCUCCAAAACAAUGUCGAAGAGUUGUUUAGUUUACUUAAUUUUCUGGAACCGACACAAUUCACGUCCAAUGAGAGCUUUAUGUUAGAGUUUGGAGACCUCAAGACUGAGACACAGGUGGAUAAACUCAAAGCUAUUCUCAAGCCUAUGAUGUUGAGGCGACUCAAGGAAGACGUCGAGAAAAGUCUGGCGCCUAAAGAAGAGACUAUAGUUGAGGUCGAGUUGACAAACGUUCAGAAGAAGUAUUAUCGAGCGAUUCUGGAGAGAAAUUUUCAAUUCUUAAGCAAAGGCGGAACCUAUGCUAAUAUGCCUAACCUUAUGAACACAAUGAUGGAGUUGAGAAAGUGUUGUAUUCAUCCCUUUUUAAUCAAUGGCGCCGAAGAGCAGAUAAUGCAUGAGUUUCGCGAACAACACAAAACCGAAGAGCCGACUGUUGGCGCUAUUGUGAGCGCAUCCGGAAAACUCGUACUCAUUGACAAAUUAUUACCACGACUUAAAGAUAACGGACAUCGAGUACUUAUAUUCUCGCAAAUGGUUCGCUGUCUCGACAUUCUCGAAGACUAUUUGGUGCAAAAGCGCUAUCCAUACGAACGAAUUGACGGCAGAGUACGCGGUAAUCUCCGUCAGGCGGCUAUCGAUCGAUUCUGUAAACCAGAUUCCGAUAGAUUUGUCUUUCUGUUGUGCACGAGAGCCGGUGGUCUGGGAAUCAAUUUAACCGCAGCCGACACUGUAAUCAUCUUCGACUCGGAUUGGAAUCCGCAGAACGAUCUUCAGGCACAGGCGCGCUGUCACCGAAUCGGCCAAUCAAAGGCCGUCAAAGUAUACCGACUUAUCUGUCGAAACACAUACGAGAGAGAAAUGUUCGACAAAGCGAGCCUUAAGUUAGGUUUGGAUCGAGCGGUCCUCCAAUCGAUGAACACAUCCAAAGCUGGCGGUGUAGACAACGCCGCGAUGUCCAAGAAAGAGAUCGAAGACUUGCUGCGAAAGGGCGCCUACGGAGCACUCAUGGAAGACGAUAACGCCGGCGACUCCUUUUGCGAGGAGGAUAUCGAACAGAUUCUUCAGCGCCGAACGCAAACCAUUAUCAUUGAAAGCGAGGGCAAGGGAUCUACUUUCUCGAAGGCCUCAUUCGCUUCGUCCAGCAAUCGGUCGGACAUCGAAGUCGAUGACCCGAACUUCUGGGAGAAGUGGGCGAAGAAAGCGAAUUUCGAUGUCGACGAACUCAAAGGCCGGAACGAACUCAUAGUUCAGGAGCCCCGACGACGAACGCAAACGAAGCGUUUUGGCGCCGACGACGCCGUUCUCGAUAUGUCUGAACUGGAGUCCAGCGAUGAGGACGACGACUCGGUCUCUAUGCGAACGCGCGGCGGAAGGAAUUCCCGAUUACCUAAAGGAAAGAAAGGCAAGAAAGGCCGCGGAGGAGGCUAUGAACGGGAGAGAGACGAGGACUAUAUGCAAGAGUUCGGUCCGGGAAACUGGACUCGAGCCGAGUGUUACAAAGUGGAGAAGGGUUUGCUUACGUUCGGUUGGGGCCGUUGGUCCGAGUGUCUGAUUCUCGGCAACUUUAGACGUCAAUUGAGUCGUUUGGAUGUCGAGGGCAUCUCCAGAGUGCUGUUACUCUACGCGCUUCAGAACUAUAAGGGCGACGAAAAGAUCAAAGCAUUCAUUUGGGAUCUCAUCACUCCUAACGAAGACGGAGGCGAUAAUCGCAUUCAUCGCAACCACUCGGGACUGAACGCUCCCGUCCCGCGCGGCCGCAAGAAUAAGAAGAUGAAAAUGAAAACCGUUGGCGAAGAACUAGAGGUCUCCGACUGGGCUAAGGAUGACAAAUAUAAUCCCGAUGUUCUCCUCACGGACGACAUGUACCGCAAACAUCUGCACCGACACGCAAACAAAAUUCUACUUCGAGUCCGACUUCUAUAUUAUCUGAAACACGAGAUAAUCGGUUUGUUUCACGAACAAGUCUUUAACGGAUGUGUGGCUCGCGAUAUACCGAUCCCUCCGCCGGCAGCCGAUGGCGAUCCGCCCGCCCAUUGGUGGGACGAAGACGCCGAUAAGUCUCUUCUGGUCGGUGUGUAUAAACACGGUUACGAUCGGUUCAAUUUGAUGAGACAGGACCCGGCGCUCAGUUUCCUUGUGCGGUGCGGUCCGCCCGACGGCGCGGCCCUAUUGGCCGAAAUGAAUUCAGACGAAGACUUGGGUAAAACUCUGGAGGAAGAGGACGAACCGGAAACGCCCGCCACUCCGGCCACUCCUCUCAGCGAAAGCGAUACUACGGUUAAGAAAUUGGAAAAAUCCGAUUCAAAAGAAGAUCAAGAUUUGAACGAUCCGUCCAGUAAUUUGCUUCCCUUCCCGUCUGCCGCUGAUAUGAACCAUCGGUUGCGUCGAGUUGUGACCAGUUAUCAGAGGAAUUUCAAGAAACAAGAGAUGAAAAUAGCCCAAAGAGCGCGACACCAGCAAAGGCUUGAGAGACUCGAGCGGUUUGAAGCGGCCAUCAAAGAGAGGGAACUCAAAAAGAGAGAUUUGGCCCAAAAGAAAUGGUCGCGCAGAGAAGAGGCUGACUUUUACCGCGUUGUGUCUUCUUUUGGUGUCGAAUAUAACCGAAUCGAUGACUCGUAUGAUUGGACGCGAUUCCGAUCGUUCGGCAAAUUAGAGCGAAAGCUCGACGAAACUCUGACCGAAUAUUUCAAAGCCUUUUACGCGAUGUGUAAACGCGUUAACGGAAGGCGUCUGACCGAUGAGGAAGAGAACCUUCCCAUUAGUGUUGAUCCCAUCUCUGAGGAGAGAGCGAGUCGUUGUUUAGCGCGAAUCGAUUUGUUGAGUAAAAUCAGAGAAGAGAUUCUGACGCAUCCGGAACUCGAGGAGAGGCUCCAAUUGUGUCAGCACUCCAUGGAUUUGCCCGAUUGGUGGGUCUGCGGAAAGCACGACAAAGAUCUGAUGGUCGGCGCCGCCAAAUAUGGUCUCAAUAGACUUGACUUCAAUUUGGCAAACGAUCCCGAAUUGUCUUUCAUUGACAUCUUUAGUAAAUUCGAGUCAAAUGAAGACAAAAAGUCUGAUAUAAUUGACACCAAAUCUGAAGCAAAACCCAAUGACUCUGAAGUGACAAAUGAAUUGAAUUUAAUUAAAGAUGAAAUUAAAUCUGAAGACAAAACCGACGAGAAAAUUGACGAUAAGAUUAAUAUUAAAAGUGAAGAUAAAACUGACAUUAAAUCUGAUGAAGACAUUAAGGAAUCAAAUGACGAUAAAAAUAAAGAUAAAAUGGACGACGAAAACAAUGAAAAAGAGAUAACUGACGACAAAAUGGAUGAUAAAUCCGAUAACAAAGUCGAAGAUUUAUCUCAUGACAAAACCAGUGAAUUGGAGACUAAAUUAGAUAAAAAUGAUGAAAAGUCUGAUAUUAUAAGUGAAAAGAAAAGUGACUCCGAAUUUAAAGAAGAGGCGAAGGAAAAUACUACAGAAGUGACCGUUGAUAAGGCCGAAGAAACGGCUGACGCGGACCACAAUUCUUUGAAAACCGAAUCCAAAUCAGAAGAUAAAACCGAAAAAGAUAUGGCUUUAAAAGCUUUGUUAGAUAAAGACAUUGAUCCGAAAGAAGAGAAAAUGGAUACCGACUCGAAUGAUAACGAGAAAUCAGACAUACCAUUGGAUCCGUUCUCUCCACGAGAAGUAGAGAAAUGCGUAGAAGUGGUGAAGCAUUUGGUGGAGAAAGUGGAGGAAAAAAUAGAAAACGAAAAGUCAAUAGAGAAUAAAGAAAUCAAAUCUGAAGAGACAUUAGAAGACAUUAAAUCUGUUGCCACUGAAGACGAUGUAAAAUCCGAAGAUAAAGUGGAUAAAGAAUCUGAUAUUAAACUAGAAUUAGAAUCAGCUUCUAUUGUGACCGACAGAGACGUUACGAUUACGCCGUCGUCGACACCACAGCCGCAAUCAUCUCAACUCAAGAGUUGUAUACGAUUUCCCAAAGACCGUGUCUUACAGAUGAGAUUAGAACAAAUCUGUCACACCAUCGAGAAGAAUGAGUGGCCAUCUCUUCGCCAUUCGUUCUUUUCUCUUAUCUCAUGUCCACAUCAAUCGACUCCGAGUGUGGCCACUGCUGACAGCUCUCCGCGACCAUUAUCUCCGUGCAGUCUGUCGAGUGCCAGUCGAGAACCGACUCCACAUCCGACUCCUGAGCAAACUCCACGACGAGAGGCUCUGUCACCGCUUCCGGACUUCUUCUACGCCGAGAAUGCGGUGCAGAUGAACGACGCGGCCAGUCGUCGGCGUAGACGCAGACGUCGGCGCUUUGAAGUCGAAGCCGAGAGACAGAAAUUGCGAAAUUUAUUGUCACAGACUAUUGAACAGCAACAACAACAACAACAACAGUUGACUCAACAGUUGACUCAACAACAUUCGUCUUCAAACUCCAAAAAAUCUCAACAACAGUCUCUUCUGUCCAACAAUUCGUCUCAAUUCCUGCCGCCGUUAUUCUCACUUCCAUUUGCUAAUCUUCGGUCCGCUAUUAGGGAUGAGCUGAUGACCGACGAGAAGACAGCGUCGCUAUUGUUGGGUUCGACCCUCCAAUCAUCUCUGGCAGCGGCCGCGGCGGCCAGUGUUCAGCAACAGUCUGCCGCUUCGAACCACAGUUCGUCAUCGAGUUCUAAGGGUCCGCCACCCGCUCACCAGAACUCUUCGGCCCGAAACAACCCUACAAUGGGAACGUUAGACCUGACGGGAAGGUUUAAGUCGACGCCCAAAAUGGCGACGCCUCCCGCGCCCGCUCACAAAGUGGCGCCGCCCGAGAGCCGUAAGGGACUGCCGCACGACGUGUUGGACUUGAGUUCAGUUCCGUGUAAACGCACUCGCGGUCACUCUCCGGCCAAAAAGGUUCAGCAACAGCCGCCAGAGCCCACUCCUAUGCCCGUCGCGGCUAAUCCGCCCUCAAAGAGGAGUUCCCGAAAGAUUGGUUCCCGAAUCGACGCAUUGGCUCUCAAUCUUCAGGCAAAGAAAAUGAUGGAAGAGAAACAAAGCGAUCCAAAAGUGGAUAAACUUGAAUCCACUCUUUCGGCUCUGGAGAGGAAACAGGCGUCUCAUUUCAUGGACGAACUCAACAAACAUUCACAGCUUCUUCACAAUAAGACCCCACCGGCCGCUCAUUCCAAGACCUCCUCCUCCUCUUCCAAACUGAAUGACUCGCUAUUGAGCGCCAAAUUGAAUGCACACUUCAGUUCGUUGGACGCGUCCAAACUGCCGCCCUCUAAGGCCAACGAGGCGUCCACUAUCGCAGAACAGGUGGCUAUCAUUAGACAAAACUUGCGGAAUCUAUUCGAAGAUCAUCCAGAGUUUAUCGCUCAGAACCCGAGUAUGGCAUCAAUGGUGGCCGCGUCGGCCGCCAAUGUCUUCAAUCCUAAUCUCAAUAUGAACUCAAUAUCUUCUUCAAUGCCCGCAAAUACCGAGUUAUUAGAACUUCCAGACAGUAGACGAAGUAGGAGUAGCCGCCGCUCACGUGUCGAUCCCUCACAACUGGAUUUGCAACACUUGACGGGAGAGGAGAACGUAUCAGUCAUUAACAGAACGACCGGCAAAAAAAUAACGGGCUCAAAAGCCCCGCCUCUUAAACAUUUGGCUGAAUGGCUCGAUAAGAACCCUAAGUUCGACGUCGACCCCAAAUGGAGUCCUCUCGUCAAUAAGGAAAAGGCGGCCACUUUUAAGACACCCUCAUCUGUACCUACUAUUGGUGUGAGAACUCGAACCAGUGAUAAACGGAGUUCAAGUAGUUCUUCAAAUUCGAGUCUAACGGCUCUCGCAAACAACCUCUUGAACAACAGUUCCGGUAAUUUAGGCUCCGGUAGUAAUAACAGCGGAUCGAGCAGUAGUUCCAGGCGUUCGACGGCUGCGUCUCUAUUGGCCAGCGGUUACGGAAACGCUUUUGGAAACCCGACCGUCACGUCCAGUGGUCUGAGUUACCCGUCGUCGGCGGCGCUCAACUCAUUCAACGCCAGUAUGUUAGCGGCCGGCUUCCCAUCUAUGAAAAUGUUUAUGGACCAGACGGCCGGCUCCACCACUGCCUCGUCUCACACCACAACAUCUCACACUAAGUCUACUUCGAGUGCGACCUCUUCUGCAAACACGUCGACCACCACUUCGACAACUCCCACAUCGAGUGCUCCGCCGAUGUUCUUCCCAUUCGGAGGUCUCGCGGGAAUGGGUUUAGCGAAUCCACUCUUUGGAUUCCCGAGCUUUAAUCUGCCCGGACUUACACCCAAUUCCAAUGCUAUGACCGGAACUACAUAUUCGGAUAAGAAAGACUCGGACAGCGGUUCCACGAAUGAGAAGUCCAAAAGAUCGAGUUCCAAAAAUAAGAGUAGUCUCAACUCAAGCGGACUAUUGAGCCAAUCGGCGGCGGCGUCAGCCCUGGGCUCGGGAGCGCUUCCAUUCUUAUAUCCGUCGCCAAACUUUCUUUACAAUCCCUUAAGUUUGAGCGGAUUUUCCGGAUUAAGCGGUUCUCCAUUCGGUUUACCGGGACUUAUGAAUGGUUUGGGAGGUCUGAACACCACAGCGAUGGGUGGCUUCAGUACUAAUACCACGAACUCGUCAUCUCAUAUGAAAACGAAAACAUCUUCGAGUAAAUCAUCAAAACUGUCGCACAGUUCCAGUGUUAGUAGUGCUCCGUCGGGACUCUCGUUGGCCAGUAGUUUGUUAGCGAGCGCUGGCGUUCACCCAUCGAGUGCUGCCGCGGCCGCCGCUAUCGGCGACUCCGACGACGACAGUCUAAAGUCUCUAAUGGAUAACAACGAUGACGACGACCUGAACGGAGAUUACGACGACAAAGACCUAAUGGACACAUCAGACUAUGAAACAGAAUCAAAGAGUGCCUCCAAUCGCAAGAAGACAUCAGUGAACAAGUCUUCAAAAGAUCUAACGAAAGGCCGAACGAAAGGCAACUCUAAUUCUACCUCAAAAGUGUCGCCCAAUUGAUGAACCGAUUGAUUAAUUAAAUAUUUUAGCAAAAAAUUGUGAUAUUUUUAAAGGCAAUUAAUCCUUGACUUUAAAGCUAACUAUACAUACAAUUGACUAAUGAAUCGCUGCUUAAACUCUAAAUUAUUAGAUGUAUUACUGGUUUUGAAUUCCGAUUAUCCGACAAAAUAAUGACUGCAUUUAUUCGCUGCGAAAAAAAGUAUAACUUUUAUCAUAAAAAUUCAAACAAAACAAAAUAACUUAUACUACAAAUCGUGAUAUAAAUUAUUGAAAAAAUAGUGUUUCAAAUAUGAAUUGAACUAAAAAUACUGACAAAAAAAUUGUGAGUAAAAACAAAUUGAUACACAAAACUGCUGCUGUGCUUAACAUGUAUUUGAAUGGACAAUAUGUUGAAAAAGAAAUCAUUACUUCAUUAUAUAAUUGUACAUAACUUUUAUAUUCGUCAUUAUUAUUAUUAUUAAUUAUUAUAUAAUUUAGAAGAAAAAAUUGUUCAGUUUUAUUAGAGCACCGAAAAUAUUUUCACCACUUAUUAUGUCUACAAACAAACAAAAACUGAUAAUUCUUUACAAAAACUUUAUUAUUUGACAAAACAAAUUGGCUAUAAUUGUAAUAUUGUUGUUAUACUAUUCAUACCAUACUUUUCUCUCUAUCUCUCAGUUUUCUUGUCUCCAAUUUUCUAAACAAAGAACUAAUCAAAUGCUGAGCUUUUUAUAUAUUAAUUAAUGAAUUAUUAGUUUAUUUAUAUUUAUUAUUACUUUUUGUCUGAGUUUAGCGAAUAUUUCCUAAAAAACUGAAUGUCAUUCACAACACAAACACGAUUAUGAAAAAAACAGUCAAAACUUUACUUUUAUUCUCUGUCUCUCCUUCUCUUCUCAUCAUUUAAUUGAUUACUAUUUGGAGUUUAAAAGCUGUGCUUAAACUUAAAAUGAAAUAUACAAUAAUUGUUUAGACUAUUAUUGUUUAUAUUGUAAAUCAAUAUUAAAACAAUUAAUUAUUGGUACAGUAUUUUACAUUCCCUUCAAAUUUUAUACUCAAACAAAAAGAUUGUCAUUGUUUUGGACGAAACGUAAAACACUCGCGCUUUCAAUUGAAUUGUCAGUUAAUAGUGAAAGAAAUUACUUUUUAUUGAACGCCAGUAGCCAUCAAAUCGAGUGAUUUAUUAUUUUAUGAUUUAUAUCAAUAAUUAGAUAUUGUUUUUAGAAAUUAUUUUGUAUGAAAAGACUACUUAAUUAUUUUAUUUUUUAGAAUUAACUUUUUUUGAUUUUAUAUAUUUGACUCAUUAUUAUAAUUAUAUCUAAAAUUAUAUUUAAAUUAAAAACUAUAGUUGAGAUCUUCCUUAACAACAACCAAACGUAUAGUGCCUUUCAUUGCGAAACAAUUGCUACUGAACUCUAAAACUGGGACUCAUUAUUAUUAUGAAUGACUUUUCUAAUCCUUUUUCUAAAUUAUUUCCUAAAUUCAUAUGAAUUUUGUGUAUAAAAUGCGCGAAAACAGCUCAAGAACUCCAAAAAUCCUUUUUUUAUUUAAUUUUUGAUAUUAUUCUCCAAAAAACUAUCUCAUUGUCUAAUGUUUUUAUAAUUCACACACUUUUCUGCCCACAAAUCUAUGGAUAGGACUUUCUUUGUGUUCAUAAAACAACAUAAUAACAGACAAAAUACCAAAAAUUAAUUAAUAGACGACUUCUUUUUGUUUCGUGUGUAUAUUUAUUAAUUAAUUCCUGUUUUAAAUAUUUUGGACUUAAAAACCAAUUAAUGAAUUUACUGUCGAACAGUAUUGUAAAGGGUAUAUAACUAUGGUUUUCACAAAUCAUCAUUAAUUAUGAAAAUACAAAUUCAUUUCAAAACCAUCAAAAAAUAAAUAACAAAAUUAAUAACUAUUUAUUUGAAAAAAGUGUUAUAAUUAUAUACAAAAAGUAUAUAUAUAUAAAUAUGAAUAGUCUGUCAUUACAACAAAAACAAUUGAAUGUCUUGUAAUUGUCUGGUGUUUUGGCCAUUUCUAUCUCAUUCCCGAUCAUAAGAGCCGUCGCACCGGACAGUGAAAAGGCGUUUCGAUUAUAUAAUUAUUUAAUAUCUCUUUAAUACUUUCAUGAAAUCAUUUUUUGAUUGACACAAAGAAAAUCCAUUGAGAAAUCAUCUCUUUUAUUGUGAAAGCGGUGUUAUUACUAAAUAAAAAUAAAUAAAUUUAAAAACAAAUACAAUUCAAUAUUAUUAUUACUAUAAAACUACUGUAUUAGACGACUAAAUGGAAAACCUAAACAAAAUGCUAAAUUAUAAAUGAAUUUUUGAAUUGAUAAAAACCAUACAAAAAUCUGUGUAUAAAAAUCGGAACUUUUAUUGGAUUUUUAAAUUAAUUAAAACAAAAAAAGUUUUAGUCAACUUUUUUGGAAACUAUAGAC